Pseudo-nitzschia multistriata is the source of this 1661-nucleotide messenger RNA. Lineage: Eukaryota; Bacillariophyta; Bacillariophyceae; Bacillariales; Bacillariaceae. The record is from the annotation of a GenBank genome assembly.
UAGCRAACUCCAGAACACCAAAACCAGACAUCAUAACCUGCCUCGUUUCCCAUACUCAGAACGCAACAAGAAGAACAAGAAAUAGAAAUCACAACAACACAAUGAAAUACCAAUCCGCAAUCACUAGCCUGGCCGCCGUUGUCGCGGCAUCGUCUGCAACCUCCGUAUCCUCCUUUGUUCCCACACAGAGCACGGCCCGAGUCGCCGGCGUUCAAUCUCGUGCCACAGUGCAGAACACACAACUUGCGGUUGCCUCCUCCGAGAUUGUCGACAACGAUACCGAAGCCGCCAGGCCUCGAAAGACGAGAGAGGUAUGUUUGGAUCGAUAUACUCUACCGUAUCUUUGUUUCAGUCUCGAAACCACYGUGUUCCAUACCCUCCAUUGGUUUCCAUCCAACCUUCUUCUACCGCACCGCUUGUGCUCACCACAUGAUCUCUUUUUCKUUGUCUGUCUCUUCCCUCGAACAUGUCUUYUAUUUUAUUUUGUUGAACCAAUAUCAAAUGUGAACACGACAACAGGAACGACUGGAGGCCGCAUCCAAGGGACUUCAGGUCCACUGCGUCGGUCUUUCCAUCCACCACGCUGAUGUCGAAGUCCGUGAGAAGCUCGCCGUCGCCGAAUGCGACUGGAACACUGCAUCGAACGAGAUUUGCAACACAGGAGACGUCACCGAAGCCGCCGUCCUGAGUACCUGCAAUCGUUUCGAGAUUUAUUAUGCUGCAUCGGAUCCUCGAGCCGCCAUGGCCAGCGUCACCAAAUUCCUUGCCAAGCGUUCCGGCCUGCCCGUUUCGGAGCUCCGAAAAAACCUGUUUAUGCUUUCCGGAGACGACGCCGUUUGGCACAUCAUGAGAGUGGCCGGUGGUUUGGAUUCCCUUAUCGUCGGAGAGGGACAGAUCCUGUCCCAGGUCCGUCAGUGCCACCUUCACUCCAUCGAGGAAGACGGAUGCGGAGGAAAAGUCCUCUCGAGACUUCUCAACAACGCCGUUGCGGCAGGAAAACGCGUCCGAUCCGAAACCGGCAUUUCCAAGGGAUCCGUCAGUGUCUCGUCGGCAGCGGUGGAACUCACCGAGAUGCUCUCUGUCCCUGACCUCAACCUUCCCUUUUCGGAGGCACGCUUGGCCGUUGUCGGUGCUGGUACGAUGACCCGUCUCUUGGUGACUCACUUGGCGUCGCGGGGACUCGAAAAAAUCACUAUUGUCAACCGUUCAUUGCCCAGGCCACAGGAGCUUGCGGAACAAUUCCCAGAUAUUGACAUCGAGAUCAAGCUGAUGGACGAUCUCUGGGACGUUGUCGGACGGUCCGACAUUGUAUACACAGCCACUUCGUGCGUUGAUUACGUCAUUGACCAAGAAAAGAUGGAAGCCAACGGCCUUGCGGGCGGACGCCCCAUGAUGCUCGUUGAUAUUGCCGUUCCAAGAAACAUUGGAGAAGAUUGCAAGAACGUAAGUUUUACUUGAUCGUCAAUCGUUUCUCUAUGCUGGUAUUCUGCUGUAUGGCGUGCUUUGUAAUCCGUGUCCUUUUCUUAUCGAAAUUUUCCAUUUUGUUCCCAACGAAAUCAUUUCUAUAGGUUCCAAACGCAAAGGUCUACAACGUCGAUGAUCUCAAGGCAGUUGUCGCAAAGAACACCGCCAUGCGUCAAAAAGAAAUGAUCGAGGCCGAG